Molecule: messenger RNA, 1545 nt
Organism: Rubroshorea leprosula
Lineage: Eukaryota; Viridiplantae; Streptophyta; Magnoliopsida; Malvales; Dipterocarpaceae
Source: the annotation of a GenBank genome assembly
AACUCUAAUUGCUGUUUCUGCAGGCUCCUACCUUCUCAUCUUUGCCAUCUGAUUCUGCCACCUGUUGGUUCUCUCAAACUAGCUUUUCUGUUUGAUAAUCUUUCAAAUUCUACAUUCUUGAUCAUUUCAUUUGUUUCGCUUCUCCAAGUUCUUCUGUUUAUUGCCUCUAGAUUUUCGCAUUCUUUCACAAAACAAAAAAAAAAAAAAAGAAAAAAGAAAAAAAGGAAAACGUUCUUCCAUCUACUUUUAUUGUCUUCAACUAAACCUCUCUCUCACUUCUACUCUUGACGUUUUAUUCAUUUAGUAGUUGUUCUUUUCUUGUCUCUGUUGUUCCAUUAUCUGGUUUGUCUUUCAUAUAUUUUUCAAAACCCAAAAAAGAAAAAAGAAAAAGAAAAGCAGAACUAGUAGAUGGCCGAUGUUGCUACUGUUGCUGCUACUGCUGCUGGCAAGGUUACAGGGACCCUGAUUGCUCUUAUUUUAAAUCCAAUUUGGAACCAAAUCACACGUGUCUUCAAGUUGGAGGCUAAUGUUAAGAAUUUGAAGGAAAAUGUUCGGAAGCUGGAGGCUGAAAAGAAGAGGGUGCUGCAAUUUAAGGAUGAUGCUGACAAAUGUGGGAACGAGGUCACACUAAGGGUCAACAAUUGGCUGACUAGCUCAGACAAGUACAUUGGAGAAAUGGAGAAGUUCGAGAUUGACACUGACAAUGCGAAGAAGUGUUUCGCCAGGGUGUGUCCUAAUCCCAAGGCCCGUUACCAAAUUAGCAAGAAGGUAGAGGAGUAUUUGGAGGACAUUGCUCAACUACUUGAAGAAGCUACCAGAAUCAAGAUCCCAAAGGUGCGCAGUGGAACGAAAACCCCAGAGGCAAUAGCUGAAGACGUUGGGGCUAUGAUGAGUCGCAAACGGCUCACGGAGGACGCUGAUGAUAAUAUUGAUGAGCUUGACAUGGCCUUCUCAGAUAGCUCUCGGCCCUUAUUCAAUGAAAAAGACAAGGAUGUCGAGGUGAAUUCUAAGCCUAAUCACCUACUUGAUGAUAGUACUAUUCAAAACAAUCCCAUUAAUAUAGAACACAAUGGUGGUAGUCGUCCAGAUGAGGGGGCUAAGAAAGGUGGUAAGGGUCAAGUCGAAGGUGAGAAUAAGAAAAGGGGUGGCUUGGGUAGUGGCAAAUGGAAGAGGUUAGACCACAAUUUUGCAAACUCCUCCAGGAAAGAUAGGGAAAAGCAUGGUAAGCGGAAGCUCCAAACUACUCUCGUAGCGAAAGAAAGGGCUUUGAAAGUAUUAGUUGAUAAUUCAAGGGUGGCUGUCACUGGAAGGAGUGAGGGUCAUAACCUGUCUCCAGGAUGAGUUCUCUAGUUUGUGGGACGACAUUCAGCAGAAUGGGGACUGUUGGUGCCAAAAAAUCCCUACUCUCCUCGCGAAACUGGUUUAACAAGUGUGAAUGUCCAAUAGCUCUUGAUGCUCAUAAUGACUUUCUUUCUACUUUGGUAGCCUUAUUAUGUCCAUACAGUGAUUGUUUAAGGCAAUCUCUAAGUAUAGAUGACGCUCUUU